This is a messenger RNA of Aspergillus piperis CBS 112811, 673 nucleotides long. RefSeq lists its product as uncharacterized. The transcript is spliced from 2 exons. The record is from RefSeq and is a predicted model, not a curated record. Lineage: Eukaryota; Fungi; Ascomycota; Eurotiomycetes; Eurotiales; Aspergillaceae. Bases 1 to 198 code for a protein of 65 amino acids.
AUGGACACUUUCUGGGUCGCCGAGUCCGCCGGGUACGAGUCCCACGGCUGGCGGAAGCGGAAAGGCGGGAAGAUUCGCGAUGGGGACUUCCAAAGAAUGCAACAGGUGGUUAUUUGGGUCGACUGGGUCCCUGGAUACGAUGCGGGUAUGAGGAGCGAGGAAUCAUGGCGCGCCUACUACUUUUCAUACCCGUUCUAGCUACGCGCGACUCUGGUACGUAUUAAUCAAGACAAGAAAGCGGAGGCGAUCUAGUAUCAUGGUGUCCUCAACCAGUCUCCAUGAUGGAUACUAUCAUUGGUUCUGCUGGAGAAAAUCACCACGCGGGCAAUUAAUUUGUCGUGGGUGCUAGAAUCACCAUGGAACCCAGGCUCCGUCGUCGGGCAAAUGAAUAGUACCAGACAGUUUGGGAAGGGUCAUUGGUCGAUCCACCAUUUUGAGGAAGAGAGAGGGGGAAAUGAUACUAUGGGUGGUACUUGUUUCUUCUGUUUUUUCCCAAUAUUUACUAGGAUAGAACGAUUAAGACGGAAUGUGUGGAGCAUCUCCAGUAAAAUAUAAAGCUGAGAAAUUUCAGUGUGUUCUGGUGGUGGUGUAGUAUUGCUGACUCGACGAGAGGAUGUGGUGGGUGUAAAGAAAAAAAAGGCAGGGGAAAAGAAAAAGAAGAGAGAGGAGGGGG